Messenger RNA from Trypanosoma brucei brucei TREU927, 2349 nucleotides. RefSeq lists its product as hypothetical. Bases 1 to 2349 code for a protein of 782 amino acids. The record is from RefSeq and is a predicted model, not a curated record. NCBI's taxonomy places the organism in Eukaryota, Euglenozoa, Kinetoplastea, Trypanosomatida, Trypanosomatidae. The transcript has a single exon.
AUGCGGGUGUUUAGCUCCCCACGGGUUACUGGUAUGGUGCUCACUCGUGCCGCGGCACCACUCGUAACGGUUUCUUUGCGUCCGCUAUCGCUAUCGCAGUUGGCAAAGGCGUUCGCUGAGCUAAGUGAAACCGAUGGAGCGCCGAAACCGCCACCUCCAGCAGAUGGAGCGGCAUAUGACGCCGCGUAUCCCGACGUCCGUCGUCACGAACAGGACGCAGCUGGAAGAAAACACGCCACAGAGCCGGAUCCUCAGGUGCGCAAAAACUCAACCGGAGGAGGCGGGUUGCAGACGAAUGGCAACGUUGUUACCUUUUCAACCAUGUACCGUCACUCCCUUUGGGAACUCUCUGGGCCACAGCUUGCCACCCGGAUGGAGGCAGAAUGUAAAGGAAUGCAUCAUGGACACAUGGUACAGUGCCUUGUGGAGGUAUGGCGACGCUUGCGUGAUGCUCCUCCUUCAUCCUUUGUAAUUUCCGUUCCAGAAGCCCGCGGGGGGACGGGUGUGGGUGGUCAUAUUCCCGCACCCACAGGCUCAUUGCCGCUCUUUCGAAGUGACUACUUAUUGGAGUGUGUACUGCGGACUUUGGCGAAGAUCAAUUUGGACAGUAUUCAGCACACCUCCGUCGUCGCUGCUUGUAUGGACGAUACGGUGGGAGAAGUGUGGGUCUCAGAGCUUAGUCAUCUACUGCUUCAGUGGUUAACGGUCCGCGUGGCUUGCUUUAGCCCAUCUAGCAGUGCGACGUUUCUUCACCUUAUCGUUCAGCAAAAGUUAUUCCACGCUGAUGCCGUGCUGGAAACCUUAUGUGAUAAUAUUAGGGUUCACCUAAACAAUAACGCAUUUCAGGGUCCCUCUCAUUUAUCUUUGCGUGCUUCCGCCCCUGGCUCGAACGCAGGAGAGUUGUUCGGCGUGAGUAGCUAUGCUGUGUUACUGGACGCCAUAUCGCGUUGCCAGAUCCGGUUUAUGAGGUUGCUGAAGGCGGAAGUGCCGCUGAUGAAUCGGUACACAACUUCCCCUGGUGUUUCCUCUAUCAAUACUGUAACAGUGGCAGUGGAGAACCUCAAGCACCCCAUUCUAAACGUGUCCCUUUAUGAAACGGUAGUAGGGGGGCUUGUUCGCGGCAUAAGGGAUGGCUCUCUCCACAUCACGCGGCAGGGCUCUCCAGCGACAUUUUUCUUCCUCACGUUGGCUCUGGCCAAGAUCAAAUGGUUUCGAGAUGAUUGUGCGGAGGUGCUCCUUCCACAGCUACAUGAGGCCAUCAAGGCAUUUCCCGGCCAAUUCCUCGGUGUUGUACUAUUUUUAGGACGUCGUGAGGUGAAGGUGUGCGCGGUAGAAACAACUGAGUUACUCUUGCAGACGCUGCUCAAUGCAAUGCGGAAACGCGGCUGCCGCUACGACACUCAGUCAACAUCAUUAAAAAAACGGCACCACAAACUGGAUAGCGCCUCUCUGGUAGCCUCAGGGGUAGUGACAGCGGAGCUAGACUGCCCCGGCACUGAUGCUGGCGCAAUGGAUACCGCAGAAAGCGGUGGGUAUGAUGAUGAUGAUGAUGAUGAGUUGCAGUUGUUCUCCACUCGGACCUGCUCUUCGGAGCCACUGGGAGUUGCUGAGGGGCUACCCGCUGCGGAACGUUCUGCCACAUCUGCGAAGCAGGUCGGCCACUUUACCACUAGUUUCAUUGACAUCGGAACACUCCCGGUGUUUCUUGAGAGCCUCAAUCACAUCGUAUCUAUAACAAUGGAAUAUUGUCGUUGCCAAGGGCAAGCUGCGCGGUGCAGCGCAUUGGAUGCUCAAGCCACAGCUCUGUAUGAGGCAUUGUUAAAUGAUGCGCAUGCUGGCGUGAAGUCACUUAGGUUUCUGAUGGAGCGCCCGGGACUUGUGGAGAAAUUACUUUCUGCCCUGCUUCAAAUACCGCGAGAAAAUGAGCACCCAUUUGUUGUUGAGGUUGCCUACGUCUUUACGAGGCUGGUGGGCGCUCGGCGUGUUAAGGCACAUGACACUGCCACUAGUGAUGGUGUAAAAACAGUUAAUGUUGUGCCCCUCUGGCAACGGCGCGCAGUUGCCCUUGUUGACCUCUUGGUAGGGCGUGAGCUCUUAGCAGCGAACACAUUUACGAUGCCCCAAGAGGUUAUUCAACUCGCCCCUCGGGUUGCUGCUGCUGUGGAGACCGAACGGUUACAGUUGGAGGUGCGAUGGAAUGAUAACCGGCAUGAAAGCGACGGUGCAGCGAAGGAUACAAACAACCGUUCACAAGGGAAACGAAGGAGGGUUGUGAAGCUGUCGAUGGUUUUUUCCAGAUUUGCCUCGGUUGUAAAGUGCAUGAAACAGCAACAGGCAGCUGCACUGUGA